AUGGACUAUAGAGAUGUAAUAGGUACUUGGAGUGGAUAUCAUAAGGUUAAUGAGAUUUUGAAAGAAAUGUUCCGUGAAGUGCUGUCAAAAUCUGUUUCAGGCGUGCCCAUAGUUCAGCAGGUUUCUAGGAGAUUGUUUGCAGCACAAGCCAACUUACAGCAGCCGGCAGAUGCAGGCAACGAUUCAUCGUCAGACAGAUCUAGCGAACAGACUACUCCGACGGUCAUUCGUAGGAACGUCAAUCGAGUCUGCCUCAGUGGAACAGUAACGAGCAAACCGUUCUAUGGAACAACCAGAAAUGGAGGUAAAUUUGGAGUUGUUCGAAUCAUCUCAAAUUCAUUUGGAGGCCAGUAUGAUUUUCGAGUACGUUUAGGAACACGAACAUCGCUUGCAUAUUGCAGGGAAAAUGUCGAUGAAGGUUCCCACUUGUUCGUUUUCGGUCGUUUAGCGACUUUCCCGAGAGCUACAGCGGAUGGAACAGAAGGUUCAAGUGGAACUAUAAUGGCGUCCCGCAUAUCAGUGGAAAACAGUUCUACGGCUGCUGUUCAUGAAAACGAACAGUUUGAAGACAUUGAUUUAUCAGCCGAGGAGGAUUUAGAACAGAGUGAAACAAAAAAUGAACAUAUAUAUGUCGGGAAAGAAGUGGUGCAACAGUCACAACAGCAACAGCAGCAACAUCAACAACAACAGCAACAACAAAAACAACAGCAGCAGCAGCAGUAUGAUGAGACGACAGUUAUCGAUGAAGGAAUUGUC
Messenger RNA from Cercopithifilaria johnstoni, 756 nucleotides. The record is from the annotation of a GenBank genome assembly. Lineage: Eukaryota; Metazoa; Nematoda; Chromadorea; Rhabditida; Onchocercidae.